UCGACGGCACCGUCAGUAGGCCUGCCGCAACGCAGCAGUGAGCGCGCCUUCCACCUUAAGCAGGGGUUCGCGUUUCCCGGAGGUUCGCUCGAUCGGCUGGGAAACGUCGCGCCGCGUCGUCUGAAUCCGAUCGCCGAAUUUUUCAUGCGCGUGAAAUCUGGGACGGAAUCUUUCGGAGGCCGAUCCGUGCGCGCGCGACAGGUGAAAGUGUAGCGUCCAGGACGACCAGCGGUGAACCACCCUCGUACCCACGGUAAUCUCCCUAUACGCGUUUCCUCCCAGAGAAAACUUGGCACGAGUUCGCCAGCGUCGGCCACUGACCCGAGGUUGCGAUCUGGUAUCACACUGAAUCACGAGGCCGCGGGGGGCAAUCUCCCUCGAGAAGGAACGGAAUAUAUUUUCACGCGACGGUAUAGCAUAAUACGUAAGAAAAUUCCGAAUCUUCUUUCCCAGGUGACAUAGAGAAUCUUUUUUCUCGUCUGUACCUGAAGAGGCGUCGCGUCGGAUCGAUUUGACAAGUCUGCCGAUCGAUUGGCGAUUGGAGAUGCCAACGCGUCGGCGUUUGCCGCCUGAACGCCUUCACUUUCCCGCGACACGUUCACGCUAUAAUUAUUGAGAGCGGUGCAGCCGCUAUAUAUGAAUUUUGCGGAGGAUGCAGUAGGACGGUGGACGAUAAUCCCGAUAUAUCAAGGUGCACGUAAAAUGUUUUUCGUGCGCGGAGUACGGCGGCGUGUUACCUGCGCCCGUUAACGCUCGACGUAGUCGACCUGCGGUUAUCCACGACGAACCGAGUCAUCUAGCCCAUCGAUUUUUCCGUCCCACGUUCUCGAAAACAUCAUUACGUCAUUAUCCGCCGGGCGAUGACGGAGGAGAGACGUGGGAUGGCACGUUCGCGGGCGCGUGUGAGACUAAGUGGUGUAUGAAGUGAACGCCAAUAGACUGUGCAAGGAUGUACAAUUAGCCGAUCGAGUAACCCCGUUAGACGACGUUGGAGAGUUUGCGUACAUAAAUAACGCGCGUAAUCGCGCGCGGAGCCCUUAAGGAGCUGCCGCGACUUACUUGUAAUCCGCAGUUUUCUCGCUGUCGAGAAUCCAGCAGCGGCGAAGUGCCUCUCGCGUGCUCCGUCAACUGCACUUAAGCCUCGCCUCUCAAAGCGCAGGUCGGGAGCCCCGCGCGCGCCGCCGUCAGCCUCGCUCGUUACCGUUAAAAGUGUACAUCGGACGUUUUAUCGGACGGUGGGCAGGGGGAGGGGGUGGGAUUCACCAUCACGGUGAAAAUCGGCCGCGAAGGGACCGGCGAGCGCGCCGGUGGCGGUCAGAUCGAUGCGACGGAUCCCCCGUCUUUCGCGUCUUGUGACGAGAUGCGUCCGUUAGGACCGAGAUUCCGGAUGACCUGACGGACGGAUCAUCACCGGGGGAAAUCGCUCGUCUCAUUGAAAGUUAUCAGCCACGUCGUCUUCCACUUAAGAACGGGAUUCGAGGAGAAGGAGAAGGACGGUGUAUCUGCACGACGAGGAGGAGGAAGCGAAGAUUCAUAUCGCUUACAAUGGAGAGGAUGCUUUUGCUGAUGAGCUUGCUGGCCCGGUUCGUCGUAGCGGAAGUUCUGCUCGGCGACGUCGACGAGCCACUGCCUAUAUCAGACGUUAGCGCGGUGGCCGGUUUCAAAGCUCAGAUACCUUGCGACAUCGAUCCGCCGAUUAAAGACGAGACGGUCAUCAUGGUAUUUUGGUACAAAGAUGAAAAGGACGGCGAACCGAUAUACAGCAUGGAUGCUCGGGGGAGGCAGAUAGCACAGGCGAGGCUUUGGUCGGAUCCGUACGUGUUCGCUGAAAGGGCGGUUAUGAAGACGGACGUAAAGCCCGCCGAGCUAGAGAUAGAUCCUUUGGAGUCUACGGAUGGUGGUGUAUAUAGAUGCAGAGUGGAUUUUAAGAAUAGUCCCACGAAGAAUCAGAAGAUUAAUCUUACGGUCGUAGUGCCGCCAAAAAAGCCAGUGAUUUAUACCGGCGCUAGCAGGAGCCUAGCUAAAAUACUGCAACCAUUUAACGAGGGAAGCGAGAUGUCCCUGUUGUGCGAGGUGAUCGGUGGUUCACCUCCGCCAAGGGUCACGUGGUAUUUCAACAACAAAGUCCUGGACGAUACGUAUACGCAAGAGCACGAUGAUAUAACGAUAAAUCGUCUGGAUAUUCCGAGGGUCACCAGGGACUUCCUGAGAACGAGGCUAAUUUGCAAGGCGAGCAACACUCAGCUUAUGACGCCGCUGACCUCCGAGGUCAUUCUGGAUGUGAACCUGAAGCCGCUCGUGGUCAACAUUACGAACAAGAGAUUUCAUUUGUCGGCAUUAAGAACUUACGAGAUCGAGUGCGUCAGUUCGGGUUCUAGACCGGAGGCGGUGAUUACCUGGUGGAAAGGGACCCAUCAAGUCAAGCACAUGGCUAGAAAUUUCGCAGACAGUCCGAACGUCACGAGAAGUGUGCUGAGCUACGUGCCGACUAUCGAGGACGAUGGAAAAUUUCUGACGUGCAGGGCAGAAAAUCCCGUGGUGCCUAGCAGUGCCUUGGAGGAUAGGUGGCACUUACUGGUGUAUUACACACCGGUGGUGAGCAUUAAGUUGGGUUCCAGUUUGAAGGCGAACGAUAUAAACGAGGGCGACGACGUCUACUUUGAGUGCGACGUACGAGCCAAUCCAAAGUCUUACAAGCUACUUUGGUUCAAAGACGGCAAGGAAUUGCAUCAGAACGCCACCGCAGGGAUUAUUCUUCCCGGUGGGCAAUCCCUAGUAUUGCAGAGCGUGACGAAAAGCUCCGCCGGGGAAUAUUCCUGCAUGGCAGCCAACGUCGAAGGGAAAUCCAUGAGUCGUUCGGUAACUCUCGAAGUGAUGUACGCACCGAUCUGCAAGGACGGCUCUUCCACCCAAGUGGUCGGCGCCUUGAAGCACGAAACGAUCUCGCUGGUCUGCGGCGUACAGUCGAAACCGCCGCCCACGACCUUCCGCUGGACGUUCAACAACUCCGGGGAGUUGAUGAACAUGCCGUCUACGAGGUACGCGCAGGUCAAACCGCUCAGCCUAAUCACGACUCACUGGCAUGGCUCCAGACUGAAUUAUACACCGGAGAACGACAUGGACUACGGGACUGUCGCCUGCUGGGCGAGAAAUCGGAUAGGGAUGCAGAAGACACCCUGUCUCUUUCAGAUCAUCGUCGCCGGAAAGCCCUACCCCUUGCAGAACUGCACGGCCCUCCAGUCGACCGGACCCUACGCGUACCGAAUGGGUCACGAAGACUUUAAAGCCACCGACUCGAGGGACGCGGACUGGCUGAUCGUCAGGUGCUCAGAGGGAUUCGAUGGUGGUUUGCCCUUGACUAAUUACGAGCUAGAGGUCUACAGCGAGGAGAACGUUUAUCAUGUCAAUACCAUCUACCUGAACCACACCAACACGGAUAGAUCCGGCUCAUCCGGUCCAGUUUUCGAAGUCCCCGGCUUAGAGCCGGGACGGAAUUACAGGCUUCAUCUUUAUGCCGUCAACGCAAAGGGUCGGAGCGACCCCGUUGUUCUUGAACCAGUCACGCUCAAAGGAGUAGCGAUGUACACCACGGGUCGCGGCAUCUCGGACGAGGCGACCGAUUAUAGCCUCCUGGUAGCGUGCUUCGCCGGCGGUAUAACCGCUAUUUGCAUUCUGAUCGUCGGGAUAACGCUGACCCUGUAUCGUCGAAACCAUCCGACGCAGACGACGAAGGCGCGGGUGGUGGAGCCGGUGCAGUACGAGAGCAAGGAGGACCGGCCGGCGGCGCCGGCGGCGACGACGACGAACGAGGCUCACCGGGACGACUUGAAGGAGCAGAUAAACGUAGACGUGCCGGAUGACGAUCCGGACGUGAUACCAAGCAAGAACGUCGAGAGACGACCGGACAUCUUCGAGCCGGGCUACGCGUCCGGCAAGCCGUCCGAGAGAGCCAAGGACUUCAGGUGCCUCGAGGACCUCGAUUAUCCGUCGCCCUCGUCCGUGCUUCACGCCAAAGACUCCUGGAUCUAUCCGAACGGCUACGCGGAGAAGAGCGAGAAGAGCCUGAGCCCGAUACGACCCAGUACGCUGCCGGUGCAUCGCACUCACGAUAUCUACACGAGGAGUCUGCGUGUACAGGAGAGUUGUAUAUAGACGAAGGUAUAGCGUCUCUUUGCAUCUGGCUAUCCGGGUCAGUACCCUCCGAUGCUGCUCGCCAAACCGUCGUACGCGAUUAAACGACGCUUGUAAAUAGACAAUAAAUACCGUUAAGGACCCAACUCUCCCGACCGCAGCACGUGUCGGCAUUCGCGACAUUCCUAUUCUUGUUUUUUCACCUAGCUGUAAGAGAGGGUAUAGCUGCGUUAGCUUCGUUCUAAGGGAAACGUGAUACUUGGGACGCCAGGGCGCGAUCAUGCGCGUGUACAGAGACAAUAAUUUUCCGCCGUUGAAAAAAAAACAAAGAAAAAAAAAAGACUUCCCGUUACCUCUGUCUCUCGUCGGAAGCCUUCUCCCGUAAAACUAUCCGCGACUGUCUGGAGGAGCGUAAAUGUUUUGUCUACGGAUGUUUCAUCGUGCUUUGUGGUUAAUUAAAUGGUCAAAUGUAAACGUUUGUAUAUACGGAUAAAUAAAUCUUGUUGUUUAAUAUGCA
Messenger RNA from Solenopsis invicta (red fire ant), 4648 nucleotides. Its product is annotated as Down syndrome cell adhesion molecule homolog. The record is from RefSeq and is a predicted model, not a curated record. The transcript has 9 exons. Bases 1546 to 4152 code for a protein of 868 amino acids. Lineage: Eukaryota; Metazoa; Arthropoda; Insecta; Hymenoptera; Formicidae. Gene Ontology annotation, molecular function: protein binding.